This is a messenger RNA of Morone saxatilis (striped sea-bass), 1411 nucleotides long. Its product is annotated as MOB kinase activator 2. Lineage: Eukaryota; Metazoa; Chordata; Actinopteri; Moronidae. Bases 338 to 1018 code for a protein of 226 amino acids. The record is from RefSeq and is a predicted model, not a curated record. Gene Ontology annotation, biological process: signal transduction; positive regulation of protein phosphorylation. Gene Ontology annotation, molecular function: protein kinase activator activity. The transcript is spliced from 5 exons. Gene Ontology annotation, cellular component: nucleus; cytoplasm.
GACUCCAGACAAAGGAGACAUAUACACACUGACACUGGAUCACUGGAGCGAAAGGAGAGACAGACAGCUGGAAAGCUUGACUUUUCCACACAGGAAACAACCCUCAACUCCUGGACUACUUUUUUUCGUGUGUGUGUUUUGGAAAACUUUGUCAGAAAAGGGACUUUACUGUAUGUGUUUGUCAGCUGUAUGGAUUCAUCUGGGAGCUGAGAGAUGUUUGUGUUGGAGCAGCAGUUACCAUAUGCUGCCUGUAGUGUGUGGAAGUGUGUGGGUUAGUAUGUUUGGGAUGGAAAAGUGGGGCUGGCACGACCAACAGCUCUGCUCUUAGCUUUACGCCAUGGGGGGUUGCCAUAGUUACCCCUCGGCAGACAGCAAGACUCUUCAGCCUUCUGACAUCAGCGGUGAAAAACUGGGAAUUAAUAACAAUAAUCUGGAGGAGCGUCCGUAUCUGCAGCAGCAGAAUGUGUGCCAGCGGAUCACACACACAGACAUGUUUGCUCUCACAGAGCUGCCGCCUGGCGUCGACAAGGCAGAGUGGCUUGCCAGCAACACUGUGGCGUUUUUCAAGCAUAUAAACCUGUUCUCUAGUGCACUGUCUGAGUUCUGCACUCCCAGCACCUGCCCAACGGCCUGCGGACCAGGCAACACGGUUUAUGUUUGGACCGAUGACCACGGGAGGAAGCUGAAGUGCUCUGCCCCACUCUACUUUGACUAUGCCAUGUCAUACAUUCAGGAGCUACUGACUGAUGAAGAUGUGUUCCCCACAAAAGCAGGUUCAGCUUUUCCAACAGGCUUCAUCUUUCUCGUCCAGAAGGUAUUUUUGCUGUUUUUCAGGACUCUGGCUCACAUUUACGGGUCUCACUACAGAGAGACCCUUGCCCUGGGUCUGCACCCACACCUCAACACACUCUUCACACACCUCACACUCUUCUGCCGGCAGCACGCCCUGUUGGAGCCGGAGGACACUGAGCCGCUGCAGGACCUCAUCACAGCUCUGGGACAGCACGGCUGUACCUGAAGGGCUCACACUCUCACCACACACACAUUUAUACUUAUUAUUGUCUCUCGCCACUCUGGGCCAAACUUAAACUAUUUCACUGUAUGGAUUUUUUGUAAAGAUCUAGAAGUUGUAAAAUAGAAAAGAAAAUACUGUUUCUUAACAGUAGUGGGAGAAUGAAUGAUGUGUUUUUAAAAAGUGAUAAAUCAGAUCAGACCAGGAGCAUACAGCUCCUGUUGUAUAUAGUUGGCAUCAGUCAUUGUGUCAUACUGUGUGAAACUGUUAUAUUGCAUGACUGUGUACUUUAACAUAAUGCUGCAUUAUUAUAUUUUGAUAAGGUCAAGAUCUUCAAGGUCAUUUAUGUCUUUCUCACAGACUUAACACAGUAAUAAUAAAAAAAAACAUAGAAUUUUC